Messenger RNA from Dryobates pubescens (Downy woodpecker), 767 nucleotides. It is a transcript of the gene EMC7, whose product is annotated as ER membrane protein complex subunit 7. The record is from RefSeq and is a predicted model, not a curated record. NCBI's taxonomy places the organism in Eukaryota, Metazoa, Chordata, Aves, Piciformes, Picidae. The coding region runs from base 15 to 743 and encodes 242 amino acids. Gene Ontology annotation, molecular function: carbohydrate binding. Gene Ontology annotation, cellular component: EMC complex. The transcript is spliced from 5 exons.
GGCGGCGGCGCGCGAUGGCGGCGCGGCGCGGGGCCCUGUGCCUGCUGCUGCUCUGCCUCCUGGCGGCGCCGCUGCCCGGCGGCGCCGGCGGCUCGGAGGCGGCGGGGACGGCGGAGGCGCCGGGCGGCGCGGGCUCCGGGGAGAGGUUUAAGAUCGAGGGCCGGGCCGUGGUGCCCGGGGUGAAGCCGCAGGACUGGAUCGCGGGGGCUCGGGUGCUGGUGGACGGGGAGGAGCACGUCGGCUUCCUGAAGACAGAUGGCAGCUUCGUGGUGCACGAGGUGCCCUCGGGCUCCUACGUGGUGGAGGUGAUAUCCCCUGCUCACAAGUUCGAGCCCGUGCGAGUUGACAUCACCUCCAAAGGCAAGAUGAGAGCCAGGUAUGUGAACUACAUCAAAACCUCUGAGGUUGUCAGGCUGCCAUACCCACUCCAGAUGAAAUCUUCUGGACCUCCUUCAUACUUCAUAAAGAGAGAGUCCUGGGGAUGGACAGACUUCCUCAUGAACCCCAUGGUGAUGAUGAUGGUUCUUCCCUUGCUGAUAUUUGUGCUGUUGCCCAAGGUUGUCAACACCAGUGACCCUGACAUGAGAAGGGAGAUGGAGCAGUCCAUGAACAUGCUGAACUCCAACCACGAGCUGCCGGACGUCUCGGAGUUCAUGACGAGGCUCUUCUCCUCGAAGGCUUCAAGCAAGUCCGGGGGCAGCAGCAGUAAAGCAGGGAAGAGUAGCUCUGGAAAGAGGAGGUAGCUGAGCCUUCCUCCUGAGCCUGGU